AUGGAGCUCAACAUCCGUCAUAUCUUAUCCACUGUCGCCGAAUCCAUAUUGCAGAUUGCAGCUUUUUGUCUGAUAGGAUAUAUUGCAGCACGAAAAGGUGUUCUUGAUGUCAAAGUCCGCCGCCACAUGAGCCGGGUGAAUGUAGCGGUGUUCACACCGGCGUUGAUGUUCGGUAAAGUGGCUUUCAGUCUUACACCACAAAUGUUAUCCAACCUUUGGGUCAUCCCGGUCGGUUACUUGAUCCUAAGCUGCGUAUCAGCAGGUGUGGCAUGGACGCUGGGAAAAUGCUUUGGGCUGACCAGGCUCAGACGAAACCUUGCAGUAGCAGGAGCAACCUUCAUGAAUUCGAAUACGUUGCCAAUCGCAUUGAUGCAGACCAUGUCGGGCUCCCUCUCCUUAAAAUGGAAACCAGAUGAUACACCUGCGAAGGCAUUGGAUAGAUCAUUCCAAUACCUCGUCCUAUGCGCCGUACUUGGGGCCCUUUUGCGCUGGUCCGUAGGAAUCGCACUACUCAACUCCUCAGAUGAGCCUGCGGCGAAAGCCAAUCCAAAGCACUUUUCUAUGAUCACCCUGCCUAUCACUCCCCUUGAGCCGAAUUUCAACGGCGACAGUUCAAGAUAUCCGAGCGGUCCGAUUUCACGACCCGAAACCCUCUUACUUUCACGAUUACAUCGUGAUGGUCAUUCAAGCUACCCGGUCUCAAUAACCCCCAAUUCUGCCGUGUUCAGCUACGAUCUGGAGGCCCCAACACCUUCCACAUCAGUCCAUCAGGCAGACCUUCAAAAAGAUGCUCUGAUGAAAACCAAGACAGGGACACAUGACCCAAAGCCAAGCAAGAAAGUCAAUAUUCGCCAAACUUGGCGUGGCGUGCGCCGCACGAUGAAGAAACUGAAAACGCGCCUGUCGAUCUCCGACAAAUCUCUUGAGGCACUUAGCGAACUUCUGAACCCGCCGCUGCUUUCUUCAAUUGCUGCGAUAAUUGUCGCUUGCAUCCCACCCUUCCAGCACUCACUUGCAAAGGUCAAACCGCUAAGAGAGUUCAUUUCCACGGCAGGUGCCGUUGCCAUUCCACUCACACUAGUGCUGCUUGGCGCCUUCUUCUAUCGGCCCCCCAACGAUACAAAGCCACAAGCAGAUCAUGAAAAGACUCAGCUCGAGAAGGAGAAGCGGAUUCAAUCGCGGAGAACUUUGAUAGUCAUAACCCUCACUUUACUUGCCCGACACGUCGUGACCCCUCUGAUCAUCUUGCCCCUCCUCGCACUUAUCUGUCAAAACUCACACUUUGAGGUGGUCAAGGACCCGGUCUUCAUCCUGUGCGCGACCUUGAUCAUUGGUGGCCCACCCGCAAUCACUUUGGCUCAGAUGACAUCAAAGACGAAUGUGGAUUCCUUGGACGAAAUGGUAUCCAAGUUGUUGCUGUGGUCAUACGCCCUUGCCACGCCUAUAACUACGAUAUUGCUGGUCUUGGGGGCCGGGUUCAUUUACAAUUCUAUCUUGUAA
Puccinia triticina is the source of this 1500-nucleotide messenger RNA. RefSeq lists its product as uncharacterized. Gene Ontology annotation, biological process: transmembrane transport. Bases 1 to 1500 code for a protein of 499 amino acids. NCBI's taxonomy places the organism in Eukaryota, Fungi, Basidiomycota, Pucciniomycetes, Pucciniales, Pucciniaceae. The transcript has 11 exons. Gene Ontology annotation, cellular component: endoplasmic reticulum; membrane. The record is from RefSeq and is a predicted model, not a curated record.